Messenger RNA from Lycium ferocissimum, 1332 nucleotides. RefSeq lists its product as uncharacterized. Bases 1 to 1332 code for a protein of 443 amino acids. The record is from RefSeq and is a predicted model, not a curated record. Lineage: Eukaryota; Viridiplantae; Streptophyta; Magnoliopsida; Solanales; Solanaceae. The transcript is spliced from 2 exons.
AUGCAACCAACUCCAAUUAACAGGGAGAGUCUUCACAGAGUUCAGGCAAAGUUAACCAAAUUUUUGCACUUGGAGGAGGAAUUGUGGAAGCAAAAAGCUGGGACGCAGUGGUUCCAAUAUAGGGAUAGGAACACUAAAUUCUUUCAUGCUUAUGUAAAAGGAAGAAGAAAGAGGCUUCAAGUGAAGAGGACUCAAGAUCAACAAGGAAACUGGCUGGAGGAAAAAGAGGAGAUAGUAGAGGACGCUUUGAGAUUCUACAGAGAUCAAUUUACUAAAGAGGAAGAUCCUUCUGAUUUUGAAAUUUUAGAUCACCUUCCUAGGAUCAUUGAUGAGGCUAUACAAAUAGAAACAGUGGGCAUACUUACUGAGGAAGAAGUUAAGAAAGUGCUUUUUGGCCUAAAUGGGGAGAGUGCAGGUGGUCCAGAGUUUUACACGUUUGUUCUAUCAGUUUUGUUAAGAAAUAAUCAAGGAAGAUAUUGUGCAGAUGGUGAUUGCUUACUUUUGUGGGGCAGAGUGCUUACAAGGAACUUAAAUGCUUUACACCAUAUUUCACAAUUUAAGGGAUUUGGGAUGCCUAAAUGGAGUCCAAAGAUCAAUCAUUUGGCAAAAGCAGAUGACAUGAUUAUUUUCUCAUUAGUUGAUGUGUUAUCAAUGGAGUUGAUCAUGGCAAUUUUAAGGAAGUAUGAGAAGAUGUCUGGGCAGAAGAUUAACAUGGCAAAGAGUUCUUUGCAUAUGCAUCAGAAUGUGCCUGCUGAUAUAAGUAUUACUGUUGAAAUUGCUACAGGAAUUGAAAGGAAGGAUUUUCCUUUCAUGUAUCUUGGCUUUCUAAUUUUUCAUAGUAGGAGAAGAAAGGGUUUCUUUAAUGUAAUCAUGCUCAAGAUCAUGAACAGAUUACAGGGUUGGAAGGGUAAAUUGCUAUCUUUUGGGGGGAGAGCUAUUUUGAUCAAGCAUGUACUGCAGAGCAUGCCCAUACAUCUGUUGUCAGCAGUCAACCCACCAGACUGUGUGAUUAAUAAAAUGCAUAGGAUCUUUGCUCAAUUUUUUUGGAGUAAUACAAUUGGAGGAAGGAGUAGACAUUGGGUAGCUUGGAACAAGAUGUGUCUACCUAUCAAGGAAGGAGGUUUGGGCUGCAGAUCACUACAUGAUGUGUCCAUGGCUUUAUAUUGUAAGGUUUGGUGGAAUUUUAGAACAAAACCUUCCUUAUGGCAUGCUUUUAUAAGUAAUAAAUACUGCAAGAGGGAGAAUUCAGUGGUUGUACAGUGGAGAUAUGGCACACAAACAUGGAAAAAGAUGUUAGAGGCUAAGGACUUGAUAGAACACCAAAUUUGGUAG